UCAGCUGUUCUCUGCGGCAGGAACUCACCUGUUCCUCGCUCCGCAGUGUCUGGCAUGCCCUGUACUGUCUGCAGUCUCUGGUCAUCUCCUGUACUGUCCGCAGUCUCUGGUCAUCUCCUGUAUUGUCCGCAGUCUCUGGUCAUCUCCUGUACUAUGUCCGCAGUCUCUGGUCAUCUCCUAUACUGUCCGCAGUCUCUGGUCAUCCCCUAUACUGUCCGCAGUCUCUGGUCAUCCCCUGUACUAUGUCCGCAGUCUCUGGUCAUCCCCUGUACUGUCCGCAGUCUCUGAUCAUCCCCUGUACUGUCCGCAGUCUCUGGUCAUUUCCUGUAGUAUGUCCGCAGUCUCUGGUCCAUCUCCUGUAGUAUGUCAGCAGUCUCUGGUCCAUCUCCUGUAGUAUUUCUGCAGUCUCUGGUCCAUCUCCUGUACUAUGUCCGCAGUCUCUGGUCAUCUCCUGUACUAUGUCCGCAGUCUCUGGUCAUCUCCUGUACUAUGUCCGCAGUCUCUGGUCAUCUCCUGUACUAUGUCCGCAGUCUUUGGUCAUCUCUUGUACUGUCUGCAGUCUCUGAUCAUCCCCU
Molecule: messenger RNA, 575 nt
Organism: Staurois parvus
Lineage: Eukaryota; Metazoa; Chordata; Amphibia; Anura; Ranidae
Source: the annotation of a GenBank genome assembly